AUGGAAACUGUUUUUGAGGAAAUAUCACCUGAAAGUUACCCUGAAUACUCAAAUCCUGUUCAGGAGAUGCAGGACGACAGUCAAAUGGAGUGUCUUGUCUCGCCAGGUCUUGCGCCUGAGAGUCAGGCAGGAAUGCUACAUUCAUUGCUUGAAAGUUCUUCUUCUUGUCAAAAGAAUUACGAUGAAUGCAGUGAAGUUGAGCAGCUCAGAAAGAAAAAUGCCCUACUGUGCACCAAUUUGAAGAAUUUGAAAAGAAAACACAAAAAUGCGUUGCAGAUUCUUCGAAGAAAAACCAAAAAGAUUCGAGAACUCCAGGAUCUUUUGAAGUCGAAAGAUAAGGAGCUAUCCAACGCGAUUAAAAAAAAAUCCCUUGAUAAGAUUCCACCAGGCUUGAAAGCUCUCUUCGAUAGGAUAAUCAGCAAAACGGAAUGUGAGAAUUCCUCAACAAAGAAAUACACCGAAGAGCUGAAGCGUUUUGCUCUUGAAAUGGAUUUUUUAUCUCCAAAAGCAUAUAGAUUCUUGAGAAGCGAAAGUGGUGACAAUCUGCCUCAUGCGAGAACAAUGGGAAAAUGGUUGCAAAAUAUUGAUUGUGAUCCAGGAAUCACGAAAGAAUCUCUUGAGCUUUUACUAGCAUAUACAUCGAAGGAGAAAGAACAACACAGAACAGUUAUUUGCCAGCUUGUAUUUGACGAAGUGUACAUUUUCAAACACCUUCAAAACAUUGGUGAAAAGUCCUACGGUGUUUCUGUACUGGGAGAAGGACAAGCCACACAGAUAUUAACAUUUAUGUUAGUAUCCGUUGAUUUACAAUGGAAAUUGCCCGUAGCAUAUUUUCCAUUUUAUAAGAUGCAGGCUCCCCAGAAAGCCGGGAUUAUCGAAAAAGUCAUUCACAGCGUACAACAAACUGGAGUGAUUAUAAAUGGCAUUACAUUUGAUGGCGCCAAGAUCAAUUUUAAGGCAAUAAGAAUAAUGGGCUGUGACCUCAGUAAAAGCCUCGAUAAUUAUGCCGUAACCGAAGGCUUGGGAUCAGAAAUUUUUAUCUAUCCCGAUCCGGUACAUAUGCUGAAAUUGGUGCGCAACACCUUUUCAGAAUAUGAUUUGUACGACAACGAGGACAGAAUUAUAAGCUUCCGCUUCAUCAAAUCACUAGUGGAUCUCCAAGAAUCUGAAGGGGUGAAGCUCAAUAACCACCUACGAACAGAACAUGUCCAGUUCAAAAACAAGAUUAUGAACAAUAAUCAAACUCAAGAAAAAUUCACCACUGAAGAAGAAGUAGAAAUAGAGAUAAAGGAAAAUCUGAAGAAAAAGAGUGUCACGGAUGAAGAUUUGCUUGCGAUUUCUGAAAUUAUGAAGAAUUUCAGUACCACAACUGAACUUUCACUGGAAUUACAAGCCGACGUUAUUGUGACUAAAAUCAAAGGAAAAGUUUUCUGUGAAGGCUGUGUGUCUGAGCUCACGCAGACAAAUAAUGCAAAUGAAGAGCAUGCCUCAGAUUUGAUUUUGGCAUUAACAAAACACUGUGAAGCUUAUAUGAGGCAAUGCAUAGAAGGCAUAGAAGUAAUGGGAGAAGUUGAAUUUCAUAAAUCAAUGGAAGUUGAGGAAAUGGUCAACACACUUCUGUUCACAUUCAAGGAUUAUGCAUUUGAGAACAGCCUCACGCAUCUGACAGAUAGCAUUGACCAUUACGUGAAUUUGCUUUCUGUCUACAUAACAACUUACGCAAAAGUAAGAAUGCGUCAAAGAGAAAAUAAGAUCAAUGAGAAGUUGAGCAAUCGCAACAAAUUGCACAGAUUGACUCAUUUUAAGAAUAUGUAG
Phlebotomus papatasi is the source of this 1815-nucleotide messenger RNA. RefSeq lists its product as uncharacterized. NCBI's taxonomy places the organism in Eukaryota, Metazoa, Arthropoda, Insecta, Diptera, Psychodidae. Bases 1 to 1815 code for a protein of 604 amino acids. The transcript has 3 exons. The record is from RefSeq and is a predicted model, not a curated record.